Molecule: messenger RNA, 983 nt
Organism: Dermacentor silvarum
Lineage: Eukaryota; Metazoa; Arthropoda; Arachnida; Ixodida; Ixodidae
Product: UPF0764 protein C16orf89 homolog
Exons: 7
Coding region: 78-983 (301 amino acids)
Cellular component (GO): cytosol; membrane
Source: RefSeq, a predicted model, not a curated record
CUCGCCGGGUUUCGCGAAAACAGCUGUUGGACGUGGUCUAGCUCGCUCCGCUCGCUUGCCCGGCCAGAGCGGCAGGCAUGACGUCUGCGGCGGCGAGGAGCGCCGUGGCGGCAGUCCUGGCUGUCGCCGUAUUCGCGUGCGCUCUGUCAGCGCGACUAGGAGGACAGGUGGUCGCGGAGGAGCGGUGGCCACCGACGCGUGCCACCGAUUGGGACCUGGUGGACGAUGCCCUGUCCGUGGCCGAAGGCAGCGUGACGGCGCUCGGGAACAGGAUCGAGCACCUCUACGAAGACAUAUACAUCGGGCUCGCCAUGGUCGUCGAUCAGCUUCGUCUAGAAGUGCGCCGCUUUCAACCUGCACUGGAGUCUGCAUUAAAAGCGCGCCAGUCAUGGACGCACUCAAAGGACGCGCAGCCCAGCCUGGCGAAGGCCGCCGCCGCGCUCAAUCGCACUCGAGAGCUGUUCAAGCUGGCCUUGGACAUCUACCAGAGAGGUGCCCCUUUGUUCCUGGACACCCUCACCAUGGAAUCCGCCGAAGCUUUGCUUCCGAUCAUUCGGCUCGGAAACUGGGCUUUCGAUUUCCCGGCAUCACGAGUCAGCACUGACUUCAUGGAGAUGCCACUUGCUUCCAAUGGAUUUUUGGAGGACUUCUCGGACUUCUGCAUCCUGGAGUUAUCAACACCACGAAAGCCAGAAGAAUGCAAAAUCAGCUCAAAGUGUUUCGACCUCAUGACUGACCCAUAUACUGACGGGUACUGGUUGACGCACGAAGUAUUCUACACACUCAUCGCCUACGCCAGCUCUUGUAGACAGCGACUGCAGCAGCUUCUGAGUGAACACAGACAAAUGAGUCUCAAAACGUUCCUCCACCAGACGUGCAGCAAUAUUUACAGGGAUGCCAUGUUCGAAAGCAAGCAGGGCCUGACGGAAUGGUUUCAAGACCUUUUUAUGGAACAAGUAUUCUCUCGGCUAUUCGUGUCUUGA